Molecule: messenger RNA, 1083 nt
Organism: Trichoderma virens Gv29-8
Lineage: Eukaryota; Fungi; Ascomycota; Sordariomycetes; Hypocreales; Hypocreaceae
Exons: 2
Coding region: 1-1083 (360 amino acids)
Molecular function (GO): oxidoreductase activity, acting on NAD(P)H
Source: RefSeq, a predicted model, not a curated record
AUGGCAGUCCAAGUAGUGCUCCCACCCUCCCACACCGCUGUUAUACAGGGUGAAGGGGGGUCUCUGAAAGCUGCUAGCGGCCUGCCGUUGCCGGAGCUAGGGCCCGGACACAUUCUUGUCAAGACAGCGGCUGUAGCGUUGAACCCUUGUGAUUUCAAGACUCCUGCAGCUUGCCCUACUCCUGGUUGCUAUGAUGGGUGCGAUUUUGCUGGAACCAUUGUUGCGCUGGGCUCAGAUGUCCAAGAAAAAGGCCCGUGGAAAAUAGGCGAUAGGGUUUUUGGUGCCGUCAAUGGCAGCAACCCUGCCGACCUGGAUUCUGGCUCAUAUUCUGAAUACAUCAAAGCUGUCAGCGUUUUCACAUAUCGCAUCCCCGACUGGAUGUCGUUUGAGGAGGCAGCUGGACUUAGUCCGUGCUGUAUAGCAACAAUGGGUGUUGCCAUAUUUCAAUCUCUGGAGCUUCCUGGCACAUUUGAGCAGCCGGCCGAGAAACCCCUCGACGUGCUUAUCUAUGGAGGAAGCACUUCUGUGGGCGGCCUAGGCAUCCAGAUGGCCAAACUUCUUGGCCAUCGAGUAAUUACCACUUGCUCUCCAAAAAAUUUCGACUUGGUAAAAUCGUAUGGUGCGGAUGAGGUAUUAGACUACAAAUCGCCCACCUGCGCUGCAGAUAUCAAGAAGCUUACGCGGAACUGCCUGAAAUACGCCAUCGACCCGUUUGGAGAAGUGAGAACAAUGUCGCUCUGUUUUGAUGCUCUGGGCCGUGCUGGUGGUCGCUACACGUCAUUGGAGCGCUUCCAGGAAGAUAUUUGCAACAAAAAGAGUGUGAAACGUGAGUUAGUUAUGGGUGCCAGCAUUAUUGGCUUUGGAAUCGACAUUGGUGGGCCAUAUGCAAAGCCAGAGAGCCCAGAAAUGAGGGCUUGGGGAGUUCAGUGGUACCAAAGCGUCCAACGACUGAUUGAUGCAAAGAAGAUUGUUCCGCAUCCAGUUCGUGUUAUUUCGGGGACUUUUGAUGCAAUUUUGGAGGGGUUGGAAAUGCUGAAGCGCAGAGAGAUUUCAGCCCAGAAACUUGUUGUCAAGUUCGUAUAA